UUAACAACAAGCCCAGAAUUAAAACGGGCCUUACCGUAAUGGCUCCGAACUAAAAUCUAAAUCUGACCCGACGACCCGGAAAUUUCAACGAUGUCGUUGUUAUGUGCAGAAAUGCCAGAAAACACCACACACAUUUGACGGAAAAAUGACGCCGAUCUUAGUAUCCUUCAAAUCCUCAAACAACUAACGAAUCGCCGCCGGAUCCCGUAGCCUUCUUUUACGAUCAGCUCGUGAUCCGCGGUCGCCGUCUGCAAUUGAAUCAGUGGUCGAAGAAAUUGGAAACAAAUCAGCUCGGAAAGGGGAAAUGGCGGGAGCAGCGUCGGCGCUGUUCCUACUGGACAUAAAGGGUAGGGUUCUGGUGUGGCGUGACUACCGCGGCGACGUCUCCGCCGUGCAGGCCGAGCGCUUCUUCACCAAGCUCAUCGAGAAGGAGGGUGAUCCAGAGACUCAGGAUCCUGUUGUAUAUGACAAUGGAAUCACAUACAUGUUCAUACAACACAACAAUGUUUAUCUCAUGACAGCAUCCCGGCAGAAUUGCAAUGCUGCUAGCCUUCUUCUUUUCCUACACCGAGUAGUUGAUGUCUUUAAACAUUACUUUGAAGAGUUGGAAGAAGAAUCGCUUAGGGAUAAUUUUGUUGUAGUGUACGAGUUACUUGACGAGAUUAUGGACUUUGGCUACCCACAAUAUACUGAAGCCAAGAUCCUUAACGAGUUCAUCAAGACUGAUGCUUACAGAAUGGAAGUGGCACAGAGGCCUCCAAUGGCAGUUACAAAUGCGGUGUCAUGGCGCAGUGAAGGGAUACGCUACAAAAAGAAUGAAGUUUUUCUAGACGUUGUGGAAAGUGUCAAUAUCCUGGUCAAUAGUAAUGGCCAGAUAAUUAGGUCGGACGUUGUCGGGGCACUAAAGAUGCGGACAUAUUUGAGUGGUAUGCCUGAGUGUAAGCUUGGGCUGAACGAUAGAGUUUUGCUUGAGGCACAAGGGAGGGCAACUAAAGGAAAAGCCAUUGAUCUGGAUGACAUCAAGUUUCAUCAGUGUGUGCGCUUGGCUCGAUUUGAGAAUGACCGGACGAUAUCCUUCAUUCCUCCUGAUGGAUCUUUUGACCUCAUGACCUACAGGCUCAGCACUCAGGUAAAGCCUCUAAUAUGGGUUGAAGCCCAGGUAGAAAGGCACUCUAGGAGCCGCAUAGAAAUUACGGUAAAAGCCAGGAGCCAGUUUAAGGAGCGUAGCACUGCAACUAAUGUCGAAAUUGGGUUACCCGUCCCACAAGAUGCCACCAAUCCAAAUGUCCGUACAUCAAUGGGUUCGGCCGCUUAUGCUCCAGAGAAAGACUCGUUGGUUUGGAAAAUAAAAUCUUUUCCCGGUGGCAAGGAGUAUAUGUUGAGGGCAGAAUUUAGGCUUCCCAGUAUAACAUCAGAUGAAUCGGGCCCAGAGAGGAAGGCGCCUAUACAUGUGAAGUUUGAAAUACCAUAUUUCACUGUUUCAGGCAUACAGGUUCGGUACCUGAAAAUCAUUGAAAAAAGUGGGUAUCAAGCUCUGCCAUGGGUGAGAUACAUAACAAUGGCUGGUGAAUACGAGCUGAGACUUAUUUGAUUUGAUUGGCUGCUUUUGCCUAAUUCGCGUUACUCGUGAGGCUUUUGUUUCCCCUUAAAUCUUUCGUGUUGCUGUUUGUAUAAUGGAAACUUGUGAUUGCUUGGUCGCAUUUUUUAAUUAAAAGCGCUGCUCGUUUUGGAUAUAGUCACAAUUUUUUGCAUGUUUUGUAGAGACCAAAAGGUAUUAUAUUUGAUUCGUUUGGUACAAGGUUUCAUCAGGUGAUAAUUUGUAUUUCCAGAGAAAAUUGUUUGGACAGAAAAAUAAGAAGAGAAAAAAGAAAAAAGAGAUUAGCAAGCCUCAAGUAUUGUAACUCUUUCAGGUGAGAACAAGAUUUUUUUUUUACAGUUUCACUUUUUACACACUAUUGGUGCACUUGAUUUGGCAAUGUAGGCUUCUUUCUGAAUGCAUGUUUUCUGCAUCUCUCGAAAAUGCUAUCGUAUAUUAGAUCGAAUUGAACCCCUGCUCUUUCUCGGUUCACAAUGAAAAGAAUGUGAUCUCCCUCGACAAUCUUAUAAUACC
Messenger RNA from Striga asiatica, 2110 nucleotides. NCBI's taxonomy places the organism in Eukaryota, Viridiplantae, Streptophyta, Magnoliopsida, Lamiales, Orobanchaceae. The record is from the annotation of a GenBank genome assembly.